AUGAUCUGGCUCUCGGGUCCAGUAUCUUUAUCAUCGCGCAAAGCGCUGGUCGCUGCAGUUCUCUUUUUCUUUCUAUUCUGGCAUUUAUCGUCUGUGUCUAAAUCAUCAGCGCCAAAGAGACAAUUGCAAUUCGUGCCAAGCACAUUUGAGUGGUCGACCCUACGCCAAUAUUAUCCUCCCUCGACCAUCAAGCCUCUACCAACGGAAAACCAUCAUCAGUUACCUCGUGUUCAAGCUGACACGAACAAAUUUCGUCAGACGUCAACCACGAAGACUCGUCAAAAAGCCGUCCGUGAUGAGUUUCUUCGCAGUUACAGGUCGUACAGGCAGUAUGCCUGGAUGAAGGACGAGUUGACGCCUCUUACUGCUCAGGGCAAGGACACCUUUGGCGGGUGGGCAGCAACGUUGGUGGAUUCUUUGGAUACGCUAUGGAUCAUGGAUCUCAAGGAAGAGUUCAGCGAAGCUGCCCAAGCGGCUGCGACUCUUGACUGGGGACAGCCUCAUGAAGGUGCUGUCAACUUAUUCGAAACGACAAUUCGUCACCUGGGUGGCCUUCUUGGUGCCUACGAAUUAAGUCACGAGAAGGUAUUGCUCCAGAAAGCUAUUGAGCUGGGAGAAAUGCUUUACGUUGCCUUCGACACACCUAACAGACUACCUGGCUUCUGGCUUAACUUUGAAGAUGCCAGGAACGGAAAACAGGUUGCGGGAGUCCAUGACCCUUCUGCCUCGCCCAGUUCCUUAGUCAUGGAAUUUACUAAACUGUCAAUGCUUACGGGCGAUCCCAAAUUCUACGAUGCCACCGAUCGAGUAACGCAGUUUCUUGUCAAAAUCCAGAACAGCACCCUGUUACCAGGGAUGUGGCCUCUCAGCCUCGACUUUCAAAACGAACAGGCCAAUGACAACACAUUCUCUCUUGGAGCACUGGCAGAUUCGCUUUAUGAGUACCUACCUAAGAUGCAUGCACUUAUGGGUGGUGUGGAUGAGAACUAUCCCACCAUGUAUCGCACAGCUAUGGAUGUGGUAGUGAAACAUUUGCUGUACCGACCUAUGCUGCCGGGACAGGACGAUGUCUUGUUUUCUGGUGACGUCCGUGUCCAUGAAAGAAUAGAACUGAGCACGGAGAGUCAGCAUCUUACUUGCUUCACUGGAGGUAUGUUUGCUCUUGGUGGCAAGCUUUUGGGUAUCGAAGAGCAUGUCAACAUUGGAGAAAGACUUGCUCGAGGUUGCGGUUGGGCAUACAAGUCAUUUCCUACAGGUAUGAUGCCUGAGAUCUUCAACAUCCUGGCCUGUCCGAGUCUAGAACCGUGCGUGUACGACAAGGAGCGUUGGAACCCCCCAAGGGAUGGCAUUCCACCCGGAUUUCGACAUGCCCGAGAUCCGAGAUAUCUCCUGCGUCCAGAAGCCAUCGAAAGCAUCUUUAUCAUGUACCGCAUCACAGCGGAUCCGAUUUGGCAGGACAUGGCUUGGGAUAUGUUCCAAUCGAUUAUUCGAUUUACAACUACUCCACACGGAAAUGCUGCAAUUGAUGAUGUUGUGAACGUGGAUACAAAACAAACAGAUUCUAUGGAGAGUUUCUGGUUGUCAGAGACACUCAAGUAUUUCUAUCUCAUAUUUUCAUCACCUGAUCUGGUUAGCUUGGAUCAGUAUGUUUUGAACACAGAAGCUCAUCCUUUCCGGAGGUCAUAA
Fusarium venenatum is the source of this 1686-nucleotide messenger RNA. The record is from RefSeq and is a predicted model, not a curated record. NCBI's taxonomy places the organism in Eukaryota, Fungi, Ascomycota, Sordariomycetes, Hypocreales, Nectriaceae.